AUGGAGGCGGCAGAGACUAAGGCGGAGGCUGUUGCCCGAGAGGCCCUGGCCAAGGUGGCAGACAUCCUGGAGCCUAUAGGUCUUCAGGAGGAGGCAGAACUGCCCGUGCAGAUCCUGGCUGAGUUUGUGAUGGACUCCCGGAAGAAAGACAAGCUCCUCUGCAGCCAGCUUCAAGUAGUAGACUUCCCGUAGAAUUUCUUGGUGCAGGAAGGCACUGCCCAGGACCUGAACCCCUUGGCUUCUGAAGACACGAGCCGGCAGAAGGCAAAUGAAGUCAAAGAGCAAUGGAAAGAGCUGAAGGCCACCUACCAAGAGCACGUGGAGGCCAUCACAAAUUCCCUGACCCAGGCACUGCCCAAGGUGGAGGAGGCCCAAAGGAAGCAGGCCAAGCUCCGGGAGGCCCUUGAACAACUCCAGGCCAAGAAGCAAAUGGCCAUGGAAAAACUCAGAAGAGUCCAGAAGCAGUGGCAGCUACAACAGGAGAAGCGUCUGCAGCAUCUGGCAGUGGUGUCUUCAGAGGUGAGGGAGCGUCAGGCAGGAACUCAGCAGGAGCUUGAACAGCUAUAUCAGGAACUUGGAACCCUGAAGCAGCAGGCAGGGCAGGAGCAGUACAAGCUGCAGAGGCACCAGACCUUCCUCCACCUGCUACACACCCUUCAGGGUAAGCUGCUAUUCCAUGAGGCUGAGGCAGAGAUGCCACAAGAGUUGGAUCUUCCUAAGGAUAAGCCCCAGCAGCUGACCCAGCCCCAGGAGCAGAACAUUCGGGACACCAUGGGGAGAGGUGAAUGUGUAUCCUCCAAGGCCAACAACCCACAGCCUGCUGGAGAGACAGGCUUACCAUGGCUUCCUGGGAGACAGCAACAUGGGGAAGGAUCCUAG
Messenger RNA from Lagenorhynchus albirostris (white-beaked dolphin), 879 nucleotides. Its product is annotated as ZW10 interactor-like. The record is from RefSeq and is a predicted model, not a curated record. Gene Ontology annotation, cellular component: nuclear body; dendrite; kinetochore. Lineage: Eukaryota; Metazoa; Chordata; Mammalia; Artiodactyla; Delphinidae. Gene Ontology annotation, biological process: establishment of localization in cell; mitotic cell cycle checkpoint signaling; mitotic sister chromatid segregation. The transcript has a single exon.